UGUCCUCGUUACUACAAUCGCUCAAAGAAACUCAUAAGUUUUUAGUUAUUUAAUAUAAAAAGAGAGACUAUUUCUCCAAAAUUAGUAUUCAUUUCUCUAGUCAUAUGAUCGAGUUAAUCAAAUGACCACACUAGAUUCGUUUCUUAAGGACAGCUAACAUGAUUUGACAGCUUCACAACGUAAUUAACUUGGGAACUUUGUUAAUCGUUAUUUGUUCAUCAGUCACUGCAGUGGCCAUCACUAUCAUUAUCUACAGCUGAUCGAGUCAACGGACGACUUUCACAUUAGUUUCUCAAAUUUAUCAAUCGCAUCUAGAGCUCGGCAAUCUACGGUCUGCUAUAUAUGUUCUUCCCCUCCACAUCAUUCAAAUUUAUACUUCCUGUGUUCCUUCUCCAGUUCUCUAAACCCAGAAAGAGAGAGAGAAACCAUGGCGGAAACAGCUCUGUUUAGCAUCGCUGGUGUUGUCCUGAAGAAGUUGGGUUACUUGGCAGCUGAACAGGCAAGCUUACUCUGGGGUCUCAGCAGCGAGAUUCCGAAACUGACGUUUACUGUUUCCUCCAUCCAGGCUGUGUUGUUGGAUGCAGAGGAGAAGUCUGGUCACAAUCACCAGAUCCAGCUUUGGCUCCAUCGAUUGAAGCAAGUCCUUUACGAUGCUGAUGAUUUGCUGGAUGAUCUCUCCACUGAAGCUCGGCAAAGAGAACAAAUGGAGGGUCAUUGCGUCAUGAACGAGGUAUAUCCUACAGCGUUUUAACAAAUCUAUUUUAAUAUAUCCUCUCCAAAAUGCGAUUUCGAAACUUUGUUUUAAGAUUAGCCCAAAUUUAAGACGGUAGGAUCUGGUUUGAUAGUAUGUUGCUUGGUGUCCUGUCCUGCGCAUAUGCUAUAAAAUUGGUUCGGAAUC
Molecule: messenger RNA, 898 nt
Organism: Linum trigynum
Lineage: Eukaryota; Viridiplantae; Streptophyta; Magnoliopsida; Malpighiales; Linaceae
Source: the annotation of a GenBank genome assembly